ACGCAGAGAACCCUACUGGAGGGGCAGACAGGAAAGAGCAAAUAACAGGACUAGAAGGGGGGCAAAUAAGACAGAUCUCGCCAAAGCCGAACGCCCCUGCCGUUCUCUGACCGAAAAGAAGACUAAGGAGGUCUCUUCCUUGCUAGAACCAAUAAGCACUGCAGAGCCCGGAUCCCAUGCAGACAUGGCUGUAACCUGCACACGCUUUACAGAUGAAUACCAGCUGUAUGAAGAGAUUGGCAAGGGAGCAUUCUCAGUGGUCAGAAGAUGCGUGAAGCUCUGCACAGGGCAUGAAUAUGCGGCAAAGAUCAUUAACACCAAGAAGUUGUCAGCACGAGAUCAUCAGAAACUAGAGAGAGAAGCCCGGAUCUGUCGUCUAUUAAAACACCCAAAUAUUGUACGCCUCCAUGACAGUAUAUCAGAAGAGGGGUUCCACUAUCUCAUCUUCGAUUUGGUCACAGGAGGGGAGUUGUUUGAAGACAUUGUGGCAAGAGAAUAUUACAGUGAAGCAGAUGCAAGUCACUGUCUCCAUCAGAUAUUAGAAAGUGUUUGUUUCACACACUCCUGUGACAUUGUGCACAGGGACUUGAAGCCAGAAAACCUUCUCCUUGCCAGUAAAUGCAAAGGAGCUGCUGUCAAGUUGGCGGAUUUUGGCCUGGCCAUAGAGGUGCAAGGGGAACAACAGGCCUGGUUUGGUUUUGCCGGAACCCCAGGGUACCUGUCCCCGGAGGUGCUCCGAAAAGAGGCAUAUGGAAAACCGGUGGAUAUUUGGGCAUGUGGUGUUAUCCUCUAUAUUCUACUGGUUGGAUACCCGCCAUUUUGGGAUGAGGACCAGCACAAGCUGUACCAGCAGAUUAAAGCUGGAGCAUAUGAUUUCCCAUCACCGGAGUGGGACACAGUGACACCAGAAGCGAAGAAUCUGAUUAACCAGAUGCUGACCAUCAACCCUGCCAAGCGUAUUACUGCUCAUGAAGCCCUCAAGCACCCAUGGGUCUGCCAACGUUCAACUGUUGCCUCAAUGAUGCACAGACAAGAGACUGUGGAGUGCCUGAAGAAAUUCAAUGCUCGUCGAAAGCUGAAAGGAGCCAUUCUAACUACUAUGCUGGCAACAAGGAACUUUUCUGUGGGCAGACAGACCACAGCUCCUGCCACAAUCACCACUGCCGCCACUAGUACAGCCCUGGGGUUGGUGGAACAAGCAAAAAGUUUGCUGAACAAGAAGACGGAUGUUGGAAAGCCUCAGACGAACAGCACUAAGAACAGCGCUGGAGUGACUAGUCCGAAGGGGCCUAUUCCACCAGCUGCCUUGGAGCCUCAAACCACAGUAAUUCAUAACCUGGUGGACGGGAUAAAGGAGUCAUCAGACAGCACACAUACAAACCCGGAGGAUGAAGAAAUGAAAGUGCUGAAGUUCUCAGACAUUUUAAGCUCAGUGAGGAGGGGUUCGGGGGCCCUGGAAGCUGAGGGACCUCAAGCAGCGGUCGCUCAGCAGCCCCUCUCCCCAUCCUUUCCCCAUUCACCUCUUGCACAGCCUGCUAGAUUUACAGAUAUAUUUAACACAGUCAGACGAGGCUCAGAAGCAGAGGGGGUGCAGUAUUCCAACACGCAGCAUCGGCUCUCCCAGCCCCACCUAAACUCUCCGUUUGUACAGCCUCGAAAACAGGAGAUCAUUAAGAUAACAGAGCAGCUGAUUGAGGCAGUGAAUAAUGGAGACUUCGAGGCAUAUGCGAAAAUUUGUGACCCUGGAUUGACUACGUUUGAGCCAGAAGCUCUGGGUAACCUUGUUGAGGGGAUAGAUUUUCACCGAUUUUACUUCGAAAACUUGCUGUCUAAGAACAACAAGCCAAUCCACACGACCAUCUUGAAUCCUCACGUCCAUGUGGUGGGAGAGGAUGCUGCCUGUAUCGCCUACAUACGCCUGACACAAUACAUCGAUACACAGGGUCGACCUCGUACCAGCCAGUCUGAAGAGACCCGUGUUUGGCAUCGUCGUGAUGGAAAGUGGCAAAAUGUCCACUUCCACUGCUCAGGGGCCCCUGUGGCACCCCUCCAGUGACACCUCCAGUAAUGCCCUCCUGGCUUCACCAGAAAAGAGGAAGUGCCAGAGACUUUUGGCUCCGCCGCUCACAGAGUUCCAGCGGCGAGGAAAAGCACGUGACCGCAUGCUUGUGCCGUUCCCUCUCAUCCCUCCUCCCCCUCAACCCCUCCAAAUCCAGACUCUUCUAUUCUUGUGGCCCUCAAUCCCCCCCUCCCAUGUGCACACAUACCCCAGACAUCCACUGCCUGGACUCAUGAAAUGUUUGCAAGAGGACAAGAAAAUGUAGGAAAAAAAGCCUCCUAUGUAUGUUUCCCUUCUGAACUUUAAGCAUUCUUACCUUUCCCAAGCUGGGGAAGGGAAAGCUGAAACCUGUAUGACCCCUACCAUGCUACAGGAGUAAGUGCAUCCAUUGACUUGUUGCAGAGAGAAAAAAAAUUGACCUUCAGCCUUCUUCCCUCUGGUCUUUUUGGCUUUAUUUGGGGGGUUGCAGAGGGGUGGAGGGAUCGUCUGAAAUCUCGAGGGGCUGGGGGGAGAGAACUGUAACCUUCCCGUGGAGCUGUUCCUUCCCGUGUGUUUGCGCGUCCAACGUGAAAUGAGUCGUCCAAA
Messenger RNA from Nanorana parkeri, 2644 nucleotides. It is a transcript of the gene CAMK2B, whose product is annotated as calcium/calmodulin dependent protein kinase II beta. Lineage: Eukaryota; Metazoa; Chordata; Amphibia; Anura; Dicroglossidae. Gene Ontology annotation, cellular component: cytoplasm; neuron projection. The record is from RefSeq and is a predicted model, not a curated record. The transcript is spliced from 23 exons. Gene Ontology annotation, molecular function: ATP binding; calcium/calmodulin-dependent protein kinase activity; calmodulin binding. Gene Ontology annotation, biological process: protein phosphorylation. The coding region runs from base 185 to 2056 and encodes 623 amino acids.